AUGACAAUUGAGGGCGAAGAAAAUGAAGAUGAAUCAAGACGGAAAGUAUAUUUUGAUGGAGCAGUCAACUUUAAAGGAUCCGGAAUCGGAGCCAUUUUGGUUUCAGAAUCAGGACAAUAUUAUCCAGUGGCAGCCAAGUUUACGUUCAGUUGCACCAACAACAUGGUUAAGUACGAAGCAUGUAUCUUGGGUCUACGUUUAUCCCUCGACAUGCAUGUGAAAGACCUUCAGGUAAUUGGCAAUUCAGAUUUGCUAAUUCAUCAGGUUCGAGGAGAGUGGGCCAUGAAAAAUGAGAAGAUCAUACCCAUCCCGAAAGUAGAUACGUACGUUGAUCCUAUCAAAAUUGAAAUCAGAGAUCAACCAGCCCACUGUGCUUUUGUAGAGGCAGAGACUGAUGGAAAAUCUUGGUACAUUGACAUCAAAGUGUACUUGGAGAAGAGAGAGUAUCCUGAAGGAAUCACCAUAAAUCAAAAGAGGACUAUCAGGAAGUUAGCGAAUGGUUUCUUCCUCAAGAAGAAUGUCCUAUACAGAAGAACCUCGGAUUUAGGGUUGCUUAGAUGUGUUGACUCUGUUAAAGCUACAAGAUUGAUUAAAGAAGUACAUGCCUGA
Molecule: messenger RNA, 609 nt
Organism: Lycium barbarum (goji berry)
Lineage: Eukaryota; Viridiplantae; Streptophyta; Magnoliopsida; Solanales; Solanaceae
Exons: 2
Coding region: 1-609 (202 amino acids)
Molecular function (GO): RNA-DNA hybrid ribonuclease activity; nucleic acid binding
Source: RefSeq, a predicted model, not a curated record